AUCUGCCACCUAAUCGUUUUGCUUCUAAUCCUCUGCUAACGUUUUCUAGAUUCUCCGAUAUAUACUGUAUCUCCUCCUGGAUCGAUUCAUUUAUCUCUCCCUUUUUUCCCCCCCUUUUUCCUUGCAGCUUGGUAAAUGAGUAUGGAAGAUUAUGACUUUCUCUUCAAGAUAGUUUUAAUCGGGAACGCUGGUGUGGGGAAGACCUGCUUAGUACGACGGUUUACACAGGUAAUCUUUCCCCCCAACCCUUCGUUUCCCUUCCCUUCUUUUCCCUGUUGUGGGGAAAAACAAAAGCUGCAGAUUUGGGACACGGCGGGACAAGAAAGAUUUCGUUCCAUCACGCAGAGCUAUUAUCGCAGUGCCAACGCGUUAAUCCUGACCUACGACAUCACCUGCGAAGAGUCCUUCCGGUGCCUCUCCGAGUGGUUGCGGGAAAUCGAGCAAUAUGCCAGCAAUAAGGUCAUCACCGUCCUAGUUGGAAACAAGAUUGAUUUAUCCGAUAAGCGAGAAGUCUCCCAACAGAGAGCCGAAGAGUUUUCCCGAGCCCAGGAUAUGUACUAUCUGGAGACCUCGGCAAAAGAAUCCGAUAACGUGGAAAAACUCUUUUUGGACUUGGCUUGUCGGCUGAUCAGCGAAGCGAGGCAGAACACCCUGCUGAACAAUGUGGAGUCUCCCUUGCCGGGCGAAGGAAAAAGUAUCAGUUAUUUGACUUGUUGCAAUUUUAACUGAUCCGCGUUUGAAACCCCAAGAGUGAUGACUGCUCCUUUUACAGGCCUCUCUCUCCGGAGGCAAAGGCUGCUAUGACCCGGUCUGACUGGUGGAGAUACUCAGGCACCCGAUCAUGAAGCAUGCCAAGCUGGCCAUUUGUCUGCAGGGUCAGUCUAGAAUAUAAUCCCCCUUUUCCCCCCCUUUUCUUUUUAACACAUGUCCCAUCCCGGAGCCCCCGAAAAUUUGGAGAUUAAAGAUUCAAAAAGAUGCUAGGUAGCGGCUGGUGUUCACUUCUCGGAAGCACCUGGGAUCCUUUCCCUUGGAAAUUCAGGAUGAAUUGUGCCUGCCUUUUACAUCUUUACAAGAAGGAAAACGAGAGGCGCGUUAGAAAAUGGCUGCGGAUUGCCAGCUAAGUUGACAACGCUUGUAUAUAAACCAGGACCCGGAGUGCCAUUUUGUAUGGCACAAACUCCACCGAGUGUGCGUGUUGCGUGCGUGAUUUUUGUUUUGUUUUUUUAAAAAACCCUAAGUAUUAAUGCAUUUGUGUUCUGGGAUUUUGGUAAACGCGGAAGUUAAAAAAAAACGGGAUAGGCUGGUUCGUUAGCAAUCAGGUGGUCUUGAGAUUGGACGGCUGCCCUUUCGGUUCUUGUAUUCCCGAAGCUAAAUUUUCUCUGGGGUCAGCUUACUCUCUUCUCCACAGAUAGAUGCGUCCUUGCAAAGGGAUGGAUCCUAAAUACAGCCGUCUUUUGGUUAGUUCACGCCUGCGGGGCACUGCUUGUUCCGAGGAUAAGAGACCAACGACACAAAUUUAAGAGUUGGCCGCUAGUUAUCCCUGCACCUCUGAUCAAAUAAGAGUCCCAAAACUUUCUCUCAGCUCAGCAUUUUGCCAUACGGUGGGGCUUCCAAACCCACUUCGUUUCUUGCAGAAAGGAGCUCUUAAAAGUUUAUACAUAACACUCCACCGGUCUUGGAUUUAGCCAAAAUAGCUUCUUUGUGAGAAAUGCUGUUUCCGGGAAAUCUGGAUUUCAGAUGCGGUUGAGAGAAUGUGGCAGUACCUAUGCACAAAUGUCAUUCGUGGGGAGUAAUUUGUUAUUGAUGCAUUUGAGGAAUGGGGCAUGGAUGGUCCUGUGUUUGUCCUGGGAAGUUCUUAGAAGUCCCUCUUGAAAUGAGCUGCUCAACGUAGCAGGUAGACCUCAUGGCUGAAUCCUGCUUUUAUAACUAGACCCACUAGCACCAGUUCUGGAGUUUGCUCUCUUGUUGGAAAAAGGCGUGUACAAUUUCAAUUAAAAAAAAAAUACGGUUGAGGGGGCGGGGAAAAAACAGCGUGUUCUAAACCUUUUAGGCGGCUUUAUCGAGGCUGCGAUCCUCUUGCAGAGUACGUAGCUCUCUAAAGCUAAUUUAAAAAGGCAGAAACGCAAGCCUGCUUCCCAGAGUCACUUGGGAGAUUCGUUUGUUUGUUGUACUUGGGAUUUCACUAUGCACGGGCCCUUGUGCGCGUACGCCAAGAACGGUGUGUAAGCAAUACCCUUGAACCAAAGCCUCGCUGCUGCUGGAAGGACGGUACGCACAAAAGUCUCGUGCGCGCAAGUUGGCAAAUUCAGCACUCCCAACGUCGAAUUGCAAGGAGUCAACGCAAAUUUCCUCCCCUAUCGGUGCUUCAUUCCUUGCAUUCCUUGAAGGGGGACAAACGGACUUGUCUGGAACGCAAUGGGCUCACGAUGGGUUAUUAAGAUUAGCAUGUCACGGCUGGAUGUUCUAUAUUGAGCAUCACUUAAUUUGGGUAAUUGGGAAGAAGCAAGAGAUUUUGGUAUCCAGUGCAGAGGAGGUUCUACACCACAUCAGCCUCCAGUAAAAGCAGUCGUAUCGUCAAUUCAAGAGGGCCAGCUGGUACAGGAUAUUUGGGGGGGGGAUUCAAUUGUGCUCAAACUGUGACUGAUGUCCCCUUUUGCAUUAAAAUAAAGCUGCUAAAAUUUUAGCCUUUUUGAGAAUAAAGCUGACAUUUUAAAAGCGUU
Messenger RNA from Thamnophis sirtalis, 2720 nucleotides. Lineage: Eukaryota; Metazoa; Chordata; Lepidosauria; Squamata; Natricidae. The record is from RefSeq and is a predicted model, not a curated record.